Penicillium argentinense is the source of this 1095-nucleotide messenger RNA. RefSeq names its product glycerophosphodiester phosphodiesterase. The record is from RefSeq and is a predicted model, not a curated record. The transcript has 3 exons. NCBI's taxonomy places the organism in Eukaryota, Fungi, Ascomycota, Eurotiomycetes, Eurotiales, Aspergillaceae. Gene Ontology annotation, biological process: lipid metabolic process. The annotation marks the transcript as partial. Gene Ontology annotation, molecular function: phosphoric diester hydrolase activity.
AGGCCCUCGCAGGUUUGGACAACAUCAUGUCCGACUAUCCAUCACCUCCUCCCGAGGGAACUUCUCUCGAAACGCCCGGUCAGAGUGACUAUCAUCUUCCACUCUCAGAUACAUCUCACUGACAUUCUUCCAGCGCACUUUUUGCACUCACCCCGAGGUCAAUAUUUUCGUCAGCCCCAGACCAUUAGCCACCGAGGCUACAAGGGAAGGUUUCCGGAAAAUACCAUUUGUGCCAUCGAUGAAGCCAUCAAAGCCGGUACCCACGCUCUCGAACUCGACCUGCAUCUCUCUCGUGAUGGCAUCGUGGUGCUGUCGCAUGAUCCGACCUUGAAAAGAUGUUUCGGCGUCAAUAAAAAAGUCGUGGACUGCGACUGGGAAUACCUGCAAUCCCUGCGCACUCUGAUGGCCCCGCAUGAGCCGAUGCCACGCUUGGUGGAUGUCUUGGAGUACCUACGACAACCCGGUCGGGAGCACAUUUGGGUUUUGCUUGAUAUCAAGCUCGACAAUGAGCCGGUGACCGUCAUGAAACACAUCGCCGAGACCAUCGAGUCGGUCCCCAUCCCCGCUAUCGGCCCCGACUGGCAUCGCCGGAUUGUCCUGGGCUGCUGGUCUGCACGAUAUCUUCCCUUGCGGGCCCAGUAUCUCCCCCGGUACGCCAUGACCCUGAUCUGCUUUGACCUCAGCUACGCCCGACAGUUCAUGCAGGUGCCCCGCAUCUCCUUCAACGUCAACCAAAAGAUUCUGAUGGGGCCGCUUGGGAAAGGAUUCCUCGAAGAAGCCCGUGCAGCGCGUCGCCGCGUGUAUGUUUGGACCGUGAACGCACCCAAUCUCAUGCGCUGGAGCCUGCGACACGAAGUGGAUGGCGUCAUCACUGACGAGCCAGCGCAAUACCAACAGGUCUGCAGGGAAUGGCAGGAGCAACAAAAAGAUGGGUCGGGCACCCCACAUGAUCCAUCCUUAGAUAGCCUGACCCUUUCUCAACGGGCUCAUAUUCUCCUGGCCACGCUGUUCAUUCUGCUUUUCGGAUGGGUUCUCAAGCGGCGGUACCUCCCUGCCGUCGAGAGGGUUCAGUUCGAGGAGCGCAAACUGACCUAG